AUGGAUGAAGUUCCUGAUCUUGACAUGAAGAGAGAAAGAAGGAGAAAAGAGAAUCAGAGAGGGGAUGGAGACAGAGGACAGUGGGCCAGUAAAAGAGAAUAUAUUCUAGUUAUUGCAGGAAGUGUUGUAGGCCUAGGCAACGUUUGGAGAUUUCCUUACCUCUGCUACAAGAAUGGAGGAGGUGCCUUUCUGGUGCCAUAUGGUGUGUUAGCUGUGUUGGUUGGGAUACCUCUGUUCCUACUGGAGAGUGCAGUUGGUCAAUACACCCAGGAAGGAUUCAUCACCUGUUGGAGGAAACUGUGUCCACUGGCACAAGGAAUUGGAUUUGGACAACUUACAAUUUCAGUCUGUUUCUUCAUCUAUAUUUUAAUCGAAGCCUGGGCUCUUUUCUACUUGGUGUUCUCGUUUCGAUCCCAGCUCCCUUGGGCCACCUGUGACAACACCUGGAAUACAGCUAAAUGUCUUGGUCUUCAAACUUUCAAUUCAGCUAAUGUGUCCGUGAAGCACACCAACACCACCUCUGCUGCAACUGAGUUCUGGGAGCAACGGGUGCUGGCCAUGUCGGGAGGUAUUGAAGAGCUGGGCAGUGUGAGAUGGGAGCUGGCUUUGUGUCUUCUCGCUUGUUGGGUAUUAUGCUACUUCAGCAUCUGGAAAGGUGUCAAAUCAUCUGGAAAGGUAGCGUACUUCACAGCCACAUUCCCCUAUGUGAUGCUCCUGGUGCUGCUCAUCAGAGGCUUGACUCUACCUGGAGCUUGGCAAGGGAUCUACUACUACCUGUAUCCGGACUUGAAACGCCUGGUUCACCUUGAGGUCUGGAUAGAGGCUGGAUCCCAAAUAUUUUUCUCCUACAGCCUGACUGCAGGGACUCUAAAUGUUCUGGGAAGCUACAAUGAGUACAACAACAAAUGUUACAAGGACUGUUUUUGGCUCUGUCUGCUGAACAGUGGAACCAGUUUUGUUUCUGGAUUUGUCGUCUUCUCUGUACUUGGAUUCAUGGCUCAGAAACAGGGCGUUAGUGUCGACACUGUGGCUGAGUCUGGUCCAGGUUUGGCCUUCAUUGCGUACCCUCAGGCUACAGCUUUAAUGCCUUUGCCACAUUUCUGGACCGUCUGCUUUUUCCUGAUGCUCAUUCUCCUUACUGUUGACACACAUUUUGUGAUAGUAGAGAGUUUUAUCACCACAAUGAGCGACUUGUUUCCAAAGUGGCUUCGUGCACCAGUGAGACACGAGAUCUUUGUCCUUGUUGUCUGUUUAUCCUCCUUCCUCGUACAUCUGACCCUGGUCACUGAGGGAGGAAUUUACAUUUUCCAACUCGUUGAUUUCUAUGGGUCGACUAGAGUGUCUAUGAAUUUUAUGGCUGUAUGUGAAUGUGUAGCUGUUGGCUGGAUUUUUGGUGCUGAUCGCUUUUAUAACAUCAUUGAGGACAUGACUGGACAGAGACCAUGUGUUUUCUUCAAACUGUGCUGGAGAUACAUCAUUCCUCUGCUGUCACUGAUUUCCUUUAUCCUGUACCUGGUUGAUUACAAACACCUCAGGAUUAACGACAGGUACGUUUACCCCGACUGGGCGUACGCUCUAGGCUGGACCAUGACUCUCUCCUCUGUUGUCAUGGUGCCACUCUGUGCAGCUGGACAGAUGUUUUUGACAGCAGGCACCUUCAGACAGCGUUUGAGCGUCCUUUGCCGUCCUACUAAAGAUUUAUCCUGCCAGAGGAGAAGAAUGGGAGAAGAGGGGACGACUGUCGAACUGAGGACGUCAGAAGUUUAA
Scomber scombrus (Atlantic mackerel) is the source of this 1767-nucleotide messenger RNA. RefSeq names its product sodium- and chloride-dependent GABA transporter 3-like. Gene Ontology annotation, cellular component: membrane. Gene Ontology annotation, biological process: sodium ion transmembrane transport. Bases 1 to 1767 code for a protein of 588 amino acids. Lineage: Eukaryota; Metazoa; Chordata; Actinopteri; Scombriformes; Scombridae. The transcript is spliced from 14 exons. The record is from RefSeq and is a predicted model, not a curated record.